AUGCCAUCUGACGUGAACGAGCGCGUCGCCCUCGUCGGACUAGGAGCCAUCGGCAUCUCCUUUGCGGCCCUUUACCUGAGACAUACAAAGAGCACCGUCAGGGUCUUUGAUACGAGGCCAGACCUCGAACAUCACCUUUCCACAGUCCUGCCGGGUUACAUCGACUCGGAUGAUGCCUCGCUGGGCAUAUCCCGCCUGCGCGAGUCCGGCCGCCUCGUGAUCUGCACCACGCUCGAAGAGGCAUGCGACGGCGCCACCAUCGUCCAGGAGCAAGUGGUUCACCCUUUCAAUCCGCCGCACAUCAUGCCUUUGAUCGAAAUUGUCCCGUCACCGACUACAAACCCGGACGAAGUCAGGUUUGCCAAAAAGUUAUUUGCGGAAUUGGGUUCUGGCCACCGACCUGUGGUUAUCAAGAAAGAGGUUCCUGGUUUCGUAGGGAACCGAUUGGCGUUCUCGCUGCUCAGAGAAGCUUGUUCACUGGUUGAUCAGGGCGUCGUUAGCACGGAAGAUGUUGACACCAUUAUGGAAGCGAGCCUUGGGCCCAGAUGGGCGGUGCAAGGCAUCUUCAAGUCGUACAAUAUGGGUGGCGGGGUAGCUGGAAUCCAGGCCUUCUUGAAUAACCUUUCUGGGACUGUUCAAGGGGUAUGGGAUAGUUCGGAACCUGUGAAUUUCCAGAAGAAGGCAACGAAUGAGUCAGAGGGCAUAGAGAAGAGUGACGGGCCGACGUGGGAUGCGAAAGUUGUGCAGCAGACUGUGGAUGCCUACGGUCUGCCCAAUCCGGAGCAAUUUCGAGAGCGAGAUGUAGCGUUGAGGAAGAUUUUGGAUGUUCAACGACAGCGAGAGACCCAUACUAAGAAGUAG
Colletotrichum abscissum is the source of this 861-nucleotide messenger RNA. Its product is annotated as 3-hydroxyacyl-CoA dehydrogenase. Gene Ontology annotation, biological process: fatty acid metabolic process. Lineage: Eukaryota; Fungi; Ascomycota; Sordariomycetes; Glomerellales; Glomerellaceae. Bases 1 to 861 code for a protein of 286 amino acids. Gene Ontology annotation, molecular function: L-gulonate 3-dehydrogenase activity; NAD+ binding. The transcript has 2 exons. The record is from RefSeq and is a predicted model, not a curated record.